This is a messenger RNA of Verticillium alfalfae VaMs.102, 855 nucleotides long. RefSeq names its product estradiol 17-beta-dehydrogenase. The transcript has a single exon. Gene Ontology annotation, molecular function: oxidoreductase activity. Lineage: Eukaryota; Fungi; Ascomycota; Sordariomycetes; Glomerellales; Plectosphaerellaceae. Bases 1 to 855 code for a protein of 284 amino acids. The record is from RefSeq and is a predicted model, not a curated record.
AUGGACACCCCCGUCUGGUUCAUCACCGGCGCCAGCUCUGGCUUCGGCUUCGAGAUCGCCAAGGUAGCCCUCGCCCGUUCCCACAAGGUUAUCGCCACGGCCCGCAACACCACCAAGCUCGCCCGUCUGGCGGACCUCGGCGCGACCGUCAUUCCCCUCGACGUGACGGCGCCCGAAUCCACCAUCCGCGCCGCCCUGGCCGAAGCCCACGGCCUCCACGGCCAGCUCACGCACGUCAUCAACUCGGCCGGCUACGUCCUCGAUGGCGCCGUCGAGGAGUGCACCGCCGACGAGGUCGCCGCCAUGUACGCCACCAACGUCCUCGGCACGCACAAGGUCACCCGCGCCGCAGCCCCCUACCUGCGCGCCCAGGGCGCCGGCGUCGUCGCCAACUUUGGCUCCCUCGGCUCCUGGGCCGGCAGCGCCGCCUGCGCCCACUAUUGCGCCACCAAGUGGGCCGUCUCGGGCCUCUCGGAGGGCCUGGCGCAGGAGCUGGGUCCCUUUGGCGUCGACGUGUGCGUCGUCGAGCCGGGCUACUUCCGCACGGGAUUCCUGAACGCCGGCGCCCGCCUGCACGCCGAGGAGCGGCUCGGGGCCUACCAGGACGGACCCGCAGCCGAGAAGAUGGCCGACUUGGACCGCGCAAACGACAACCAGGCCGGCGACCCCGUCAAGGCCGCAGAGGUCAUUGUCGACGUGCUGACGAGGUCGGGUGUGGCUGAGGGUCGGGCCAUCCCGCUGCGGCUGGUGCUGGGGACGGACUGCCUGGCGACUGUGAGGCAAAAGUGCAAGGACACUGUUGCGCUGUUGGAUGAAUGGCAGGACGUUUCUGCUUCCACUGAUUUUGUCGUGUAA